Molecule: messenger RNA, 1370 nt
Organism: Globicephala melas (long-finned pilot whale)
Lineage: Eukaryota; Metazoa; Chordata; Mammalia; Artiodactyla; Delphinidae
Gene: GPR157
Product: G protein-coupled receptor 157
Biological process (GO): cell surface receptor signaling pathway; adenylate cyclase-activating G protein-coupled receptor signaling pathway
Cellular component (GO): plasma membrane
Molecular function (GO): G protein-coupled receptor activity
Source: RefSeq, a predicted model, not a curated record
CGGCCCGGUCCGCUCCUGACCAUGCCACCUCCCGCGCCUCCCACAGAGCUGGUGCCGUCGGAGCGCGCCGUGGUGCUGCUAUCGUGCGCGCUCUCCGCGCUAGGCUCGGGCCUGCUGGUGGCCACGCACGCCCUGUGGCCCGACCUGCGCAGCCGGGCGCGGCGCCUGCUGCUCUUCCUGUCGCUGGCCGACCUGCUGUCGGCCGCCUCCUACUUCUACGGGGUGCUGCAGGACUUCGAGGGCCCCUCGUGGGACUGCGUGCUGCAGGGCGCGCUCUCCACCUUCGCCAACACCAGCUCCUUCUUCUGGACGGUAGCCAUCGCCCUCUACCUGUAUCUUAGCAUCGUCCGCACCUCGCGCGGCCCCGGAGACGGCCGCCUGCUUUGGGCUUUCCACGUCGUCAGCUGGGGGAUUCCGCUGGUCAUCACCGUGGCGGCUGUCACUCUAAGGAAGAUCGGCUACGACGCCUCGGACGUGUCCGUGGGCUGGUGCUGGAUCGACCUGGAGGCGGAGGACCGCGUGCUCUGGAUGCUGCUGACCGGGAAGCUGUGGGAGAUGCUCGCCUACGUCACGCUGCCCGUGAUCUACCUCCUCAUCCGGAAGCACAUCAACAGAGCGCAUGAGGCUCUCUCCGAGUACCGGCCCCUCGUGUCCCAGGCGCACCAGCUCCAGCGCCGCACCUCCGCGGCCGAUAAGAAGCUGGCCCUCAUCCCGCUCAUCUUCGUCUGCCUCCGGAUCUGGAGCACCGUGCGGUUCGUCCUGACCCUCUGUGGCUCCCCGGCAGUGCGGACGCCAGUGCUCGUGGUUCUGCACGGGAUCGGGAACACCUUUCAGGGGGGCGCCAACUGCAUCACGUUCGUCUUCUGCACCCGCACCGUCCGGACUCGUCUCCUCUCCCUCUGCUCCUGCUGCUGCCCUCAGGCUUCCGCUGCCGCCGAGAGCCCGCUGGGCCCCCCAAGGCCCCUGCGCCCUCCACAACGGGCGGGCGAGUCGCAGGGGCCCAGGCGGGCCGCGGAUGAACUUCCAAGCACCUGAGCUGCUGCCCCCCUAGUUCUGUGCGUGGGUGCUGCCGACCUGGGGCGGGCGGCGCCGAGUCCCCUCUGCAGGGAGCGGGGCGUCAGCUGCGCUGUCCGCCUUCGGCUGCCGAAGCUCAAGCCCCGUGGGGAGCAGCGCAGACUCGGCUUGUCUACCUCCUCGACCCUCAAGCACGACCCCCUCACACCGCAUCCUUCUGCACGCAGGGGAGUUCGCCAGCAUGAGGGCUGCACUGAGAUUCAGGGAAACCCGUGGGACCCGAUCACUGCCAGGUUGCCUGGCGGUCCGGGCGUCUUCGGCCUCAUGACCACACAGCACUGUUUACAGCUGGAGGG